UGUACUCAGGGCCGUUACGCCCACAACUGCGUCUGGGACCUCCUGAAGUAACCCUGAAACUACCUUACUUGGAAUUGUUGCUUGAAUUCUGGGUUAUGAAGGGAAUGGGUAUCACGAACAAGGCAGGCAUCGAGCUGGGCUUCUCCCUUAUUGCCCUUUGUUUGAACAUCCUCGCGCUUUCCACUUGGCUCGGUUUGGCCCGUUCCGGCACUCCGCAGGCCCGCGCCGCAUCCUCAACCGCAACUCUCGGUCCAGUCAGGGCGUCAGGGUGUCAGGAUGCAGAUAUGCAGCAAAGGUUGAAAGCAUCUUGAAGGUCUUGGCUGGGAGCCCACCCACUAUACUGCCCUGAGGGAAAAAGGGUGGGUACGUGACUGGCAGAG
Parathielavia appendiculata is the source of this 380-nucleotide messenger RNA. RefSeq lists its product as uncharacterized. Lineage: Eukaryota; Fungi; Ascomycota; Sordariomycetes; Sordariales; Chaetomiaceae. The record is from RefSeq and is a predicted model, not a curated record. The transcript has a single exon. The coding region runs from base 96 to 311 and encodes 71 amino acids.